This is a messenger RNA of Oncorhynchus gorbuscha (pink salmon), 3450 nucleotides long. RefSeq names its product alpha-ketoglutarate-dependent dioxygenase FTO-like. Lineage: Eukaryota; Metazoa; Chordata; Actinopteri; Salmoniformes; Salmonidae. The transcript has 10 exons. The record is from RefSeq and is a predicted model, not a curated record. Gene Ontology annotation, molecular function: mRNA N6-methyladenosine dioxygenase activity; broad specificity oxidative DNA demethylase activity; ferrous iron binding. Gene Ontology annotation, biological process: DNA alkylation repair; regulation of multicellular organism growth; RNA repair. Bases 31 to 1974 code for a protein of 647 amino acids.
AAUUCUUCUGCUGGAACUACAACUACCAAGAUGCGCUGCAGUGAACGCGGGUGUGUAAACACAACUCUAGGAAACAUGAAACGGUCGGGUGGCAGUGAGAGCGAGAAGAGAAGAAAGAGGCGCAGGCUGCUGCAGGAGCUAGGAGACCAGCGCAUCCCCUACCUCGGGCCCUCAGACCAUGGCUUCCAACAGCUGUGGGAGACUAGUUACUCUGGCCUGGCUCUGCGGCGGUCCUGCUCCCUGCCUGAGGAGCUCCAUGGUCGGGUGGAGGCUGCUCUGUUCACCCUGCGGCGGAGGGGCUGUUUCCUGAGGGACCUGGUGAAGGUGAGGGACCGAGACGUCUUCACCUCCGUGUCCCGGGUGCUGCUGGGUCAGCCAGGAACCACCUACCGCUAUCUGGACACGCGGCUCUUCACCAUCCCCUGGCACACAGACGAGCAGAUAGGGACCUGCUGCGACCCAGACCUCAGCGGCGCCUGCAAAGCACUCUGGGAGCUCAACUGCUUCUUUUGCUCUGAUGUCGGAGACAGGAAGGAGGGGGAUGUUUUCAAGCAGUGCAGGAAAGUGUUGGUUGGUGCUAUAGAGUCUAAACCCAGUGUAGAAGGAGACACAGAGUCUAAAGAUAGUGAGGAGUCCAAACCCAGUGACGAUGGAGGAGACUCGGAGUCCAAGCAGAGUGAGGAAGGAGAGACUGAGUCAAAGCACAGCGACGAUUGGGACAUAGAGUCAAAACACAGUGAAGAGGAAGGCUCAUCGUCCAAACAGGAUGCAGCAUGGGAGUCAAGACACGGCGACGAGAUGGGAGACAUGAAGACUAAACAAACUGAAUUGGGGAGUCCAACGGCGUCAAAACAACACAGUGAGGGAAAACACACAGGCUGGAAGCACAGGCCAACUGGCAGCACAGAGACAGAGACCACAGACCUAGGCACUCAGGAGAAGCCUGUGGCUGAGCUAAAACACAGUCUCUCUGGGUACCACAUUGAAGAUGAAGACCAGCAGAGUGGCCAGGGAUGCUCUAACCUCAACCCUGCUAAGCCAUCCUGUCCUGGCCCGACCCAGUUCAACGUCACCCUGCUCAACUACAUGGACCCAUCAGCUAUGAGCCAGCUGAAAGAAGAGCCAUAUUAUGGGAUGGGUAAGAUGGCUGUGGGCUGGCACCAUGAUGAGAACCUGGUCAGCUUAUCUCCUGUGGCCGUCUACAGCUACAGCUGUCAUGACGACAAAGCAGGUGUGAGCUCGGAGGAGGGUCCUGCAGAGAAGGGCUGCUGGAGGAUUGGUCUAAAGGUGGCCUGGGACAUCCACACUCCUGGACUGACCCUCCCACUGCAGUCCGGAGACUCCUACUACCUUAGAGAUGACCUGAACAGGACCCAUCAGCACUGUGUUCUGGCUGGAGACUCAGCUCGCUUCAGCUCUACACACAGAGUGGCGGAGUGUUCCACCGGGACCCUGGAAUACAUCCAGUCCCGCUGCCGGGAGGCCCUGUCUAACCUGAGCACAGACCCAGAAACAGGGACCCACUGCCUGCUGUCUCUGCUGCCAGCUACCCUGCAAGGCUACGAGGAGAUACACAACGAGGUGGAGUUUGAGUGGCUGAGGCAGUACUGGUUCCAGGGCCAGCGUUACACCCGGUUCUGCAGCUGGUGGGCCAGACCCAUGGAGCAGCUGGAGAAUGACUGGAGAGAGAUGGAGCUCAUGACGCAACUCUUACUGGCAGCGGUAGAGGAAGAGGGACAACCGGAGGAGGGCAGGAGAGAGAUGGCAGAGACCCUGCUAACUGCCCUGACAGACAGACAGCAGCACAGACAGACCUGGAGAGACAGGUGCCAUUCCAGCCUGGCCCAGACCCUGCCCCCAGAAGAGGCCCCCGUUGACCGGCCGUUUUGGUCCGACGGUGACCCCAGCAUGCCUCUGCCCUUUGACCUAGCUGACAUAAUCAACAGGGUGGAGUCACUCCUCUGGAGGAUGUGACGGAUGGGACACAAAGUAAAGAGAAGGAGAAAGAGAGCGAGAGAGUCACCCCGUCAUCUGAACAGCCUCUAUCGUGAGGACAGACGACAGAGGAGGAGAACAGGACCUACCAACUCCUGAUGGUGUCAACGUCCUCCAAUGGGGGUAGACUUCCCCACCCCAGCCCACCCUGGACCCCUCCCAACCCUGUACCUCGCCCCACCCCGCCCAAACCAGUCUCAUCUAGCUUUGCUUGGAUUGACUCAACAUGGCUGCAACAUGAGGAUGGAACCCUGAGUAGUGCUUUGCUAACAUGCUAUAGCUGGUAUUGGAACUAGACUCACAAUGGUAACGUGGAUAACCUGCAGAAUUAAAAUUGAAUGUGUAGGAAUGUAUUAUUUCAAUCAAUGUUCUGUUUGUUUUCUACAUUUAACCAGCUUUGUGUAUGGAUAUGACAAAUAGUCAUACAGAUGUAGGAUCUUCAUUUUACCAGACAUUUUUGUAGGGGUUGAAAUUUCCUGCAACAACAGGGUGAUCAAAUUAAAAUCCUAUAUCUGUAGUACAUUUAUACUUUCUGUUUCUAACUCAAUGUUGCUCUAAUUAUACUGUUGUAUCCUAAUGUCCAUUCACUUCCUGUAUUUCACAACUUUCUUGUUCAGAAUCUCCCAGGGCAUGACUUUGUGUUACUAAGAUGUGACUGACUCUGUGUGUGUGUGUGUGUGUGUGUGUGUGUGUGUGUGUGUGUGUGUGUGUGUGUGUGUGUGUGUGUGUGUGUGUGUGUGUGUGUGUGUGUGUGUGUGUGUGUGUGUGUGUGUGUGUGUGUGUGUGUGUGUGUGUGUGGUUGAAUGUGUGUGUGUGGUUGAAUGUGUGCCACUGCAGUAUUUACAGUAUGUGAUAUUGUAUAUGUGUGAAGCAGUAUGAUAGGGAUAAGGCCUGUAGCAGGGCUGGGAGAUGUUUGUGUUAGAGAGGAAAGGACAUGAGAGUCUAGUAGGCAGGUCUCUGUCUGCAGGCAUGUCUCUAGUCUGCUCUGUAGGGCUGAAAGGCAGCCCAGGCAGACAAGCUAAUGUAGGGCUGAAAGGCAGCCCAGGCAGACAGCUACUGUAGGGCUGAAAGGCAGCCCAGGCAGACAGCUACUGUAGGGCUGAAAGGCAGCCCAGACAGACAGCUACUGUAGGGCUGAAAGGUAGCCCAGGCAGACAGUUUAUGUAGGGCUGAAAGGCAGACCAGGCAGACAGCUACUGUAGGGCUGAAAGGCAGCCCAGGCAGACAGCUACUGUAGGGCUGAAAGGCAGCUCAGGCAGACAGCUACUGUAGGGCUGAAAGGCAGCCCAGACAGACAGCUACUGUAGGGCUGAAAUGCAGCCCAGGCAGACAGUUUAUGUAGGGCUGAAAGGCAGCCCAGGCAGACAGCUACUGUAGGGAUGAAAGGCAGCCCAGGCAGACAGCUACUGUAGGGCUGAAAGUCUGCCCAGGCAGACAGUUUGUGUAGGGCUGAAA